This is a messenger RNA of Coniosporium apollinis CBS 100218, 1560 nucleotides long. RefSeq lists its product as uncharacterized. Gene Ontology annotation, cellular component: P-body; CCR4-NOT core complex. The coding region runs from base 1 to 1560 and encodes 519 amino acids. The transcript has 8 exons. Lineage: Eukaryota; Fungi; Ascomycota; Dothideomycetes. Gene Ontology annotation, biological process: regulation of DNA-templated transcription; nuclear-transcribed mRNA poly(A) tail shortening. The record is from RefSeq and is a predicted model, not a curated record.
AUGGCCGGCAACGUUUUCCAGAACCCACAACAACCCGCAGGCGCGAGGGCCACACCACUCGGCUCCGGAAGGCUGCAAAACGGCAAACUAGGUAGUGGCUCUAGCUGGACAUUCGGAGUUCCAAUGGGAGGCGCUCCUGGCCUUUCGGGCAAUCAGAAUCGGGCAAACAACCCAGCCGCUUCCUCCUUCGCUCAAGCAACUGGCGCUUCGCAGUCGCAGCAGCCUUUGGACUUGUCUGAUUUCCCGUCCCUGUCGAACAACGCUCCUCAGCAACAGCAGAAUGUAUCCUCACACGCCAUAUGGUCCAACACCCCCAGCCUACGGGGAAAUCACGGCCGCGGUGCGGAGCAUACACCAGUCCAACGCCCGCAAGGCCAAGGAAGCACGCCCCAGCCGCCCUCAGCCUCACAACCCACGCAACAACCGCUCUCCCAGCACCAUCAGUCCCAAGCACUCGAAGAAGGCACCUCCCCAUCACCGCAAUUCGCGGCGGGCACUGAAGAAUUCCGGUUCGGAAAUCAAAGCAGCACAGGUCAGCAACAAGGCAACCUACAAGCGCUAAGUGGUAGUAUAGACGAGUUUCCACCCUUAGGUGGCGGCCCGGGAGACAUUGGUCUAGAUCGACGAGCCGGACUGAUGCAAAAUAACAUCUAUGGAGGCAAUACGAACGGCAAUGGUUUCCCAGGAAGUCUCAACGGAGGAAGGAACAGCCUGGUUGGCCCGUUGGACGGCCAGCAGGACCGAACUGCACUCAUCAGUGCAGGAGAUCGCAUGACUGCGCCUGGUUCUUCCGCAUCGCAACACACCCUCGGCAAUGCGCUUUCACACGUGCAGCGAUCAGCACAGAGUGCGUUUCGUGCAGGCGGGAUCAACGACCCACAACAGACCAUCGUACACGGGCAACAACCACCACGGAGUGGCCUUUUUGGUGUGGAUCCUAUGGAAUCGUCCCAGAGUCCCCAACAACGACCAGAACCGAAACGACUCGCACAGAUGACCGAUAUCGAGCGUUUUGGAAUUCAAGGACUGCUGGCCAUGAUCAAUUCCGACCAUCCGGAUCACUCGCCACUUGCUCUUGGGCACGAUCUGAACGCCCUAGGUCUUGAUCUCCGUACCGACGAUUUACCUAUCUACCCGACCUUCGCAGGCCCCUUCGCAGAGCCGAACUCUCGUCCAAUCAUCCCCGAUUUCACUCUUCCAUCAGCCUACAAGGUCACGAACGUCCCACCGUUACGAGAAAAGAUGAUAAGCUUCUCCGAUGACACACUAUUCGCUAUCUUCUACCAGUACCCACGAGACAUUCUCCAGGAGGACGCCGCUGGCGAGCUCUUUGCACGAGAGUGGAGGUGGAAUAUCAAACUACGGCAAUGGAUGCGAAAGGACGAGCAAUUCGGCAACACGCAGCGGAUCUCGGAGAAGGAGGAACGAGCUUACUACAUAUUCUUUGACGUCAACAACUGGCGGAAGGAGCGGAGAGAGAUCCUACUGCACUACGACGACCUUGACAUGAGACAUCAGGAUCUGCGACAAGGUCAGCAUGCUGGACCGUCGUUGUCGUAA